AUGCAAGGGCCGCCUGGUACUUUUGAAGAAUUCUUACAGUCUCAGAAAUUGGAUGAUUGGCCAAGAUUUCCGUUUCUAGAUGAAGAUCGUCCUUUGGUGGACAAAUUAAGAAAUGACUAUUCAUUUGAUACUAUUUCUAAGUUUCUGUAUGAAAAUGCUCCACUACAAAUCAGCCGUGUCUCAGAUUUGGAGAAGAGAAUAGAUGAGUGCACAACUGAACUGAAGAAACAUGCUGAAAAAAUAUUUUCUUUUCAACAAAGACCAACAGAGGAAGAUGACCAUCGUGUUUCACUAGAGCAAACCAAUGAUACUCAACUUACUGAUUCAGAAGAAAUUUCAAUUCAAACAGGCAAGAUGAGGAAAACAAAGAUUGAUAAAUAUAUCACUGAGGAAUCAAGCAGAAAAAAUGUAAAGAAUUAUAGAUACCCGGGUUUCAAGUUAAAACAGCUUACAGAACUACCAAGACAUUUGGAAGCAGCAAAACUUUGGGACUUGGUUAUAAAAGCUCACAAUUUCAAAGGAGAAGUUUUUAAAGUUUGGAGAAAGUUGUUUCUCUCAGAAGCAUCUAUUGCUGUUUUACAGGAUUGUUUUUGGUGGUGGUUUCUUCAAAAGUUUAAGCCUAAUCAAGAAGAUCAAGAUUACUUGUUUGACAGAAUUGCAGACAGCUUUGUAUCACUUUUCCUAUGUGUCCCCAGUGAUACUAAAGAUGCUUUUUUUCAGGUGUAUCCUGAUUGUUUGUCACAAGUCAUCUAUGUUGCUUUCUGUGAAGCAUUUCCAGAAUCCAGUAAAUCUUUUGACGAUGCAUUUAAAGAUGGACUAGUGGAUUUAAUUUUUCAGUGGGUAUCAGGUCUAAAGCCACAGAAAUUUGCUUGGAAGAAAUGGAAUCUAGAUGGCCUGAAGAAGCCCACAGUAAAUAGUAGCAAGAAAGAUACUGUUACCAAGGCACCAGUUAAGGGAUCUGGCAAAUCCAAAGCAGUCAUUGAAGCUUGUGAUCGGAUGGGGUCCAGACCUCUUUUACCCGAAGCAGGUCAGCAGCACCCAACCUCACACUCAUCAGUGAGAUUUCAAGUGGGUCUUGAUUUCGAAGAUCUAACUGAAGAUACAAAAAAUAUGUAUAUUUCAUCAGCUGAAGAAAUAAAGGAAGACGGUAAACGUAAAAUGGAUAUGCCAAAAGAGUCCGAAACCAUAAAAGAGUCCUGUUAUAUUGGCUCAGGUCCCGACUUCCAGCGUGUACUCUUCAGAAUUGGUGGUCGAAGUCCUCUGGUCUCAUAUUAUCUUAAGCUGCAUGAAAUCACUGAUGGUGUCUCAAGCUCUUUGACUUACAAGGUGAAUCGUACUGAAAUUUGCAAGCUACCGCCAGUUGCUCCAACUUAUCAAGAAGUUAUUAAAGAGACACGAAGGCUCAGAAGGAAAUUCCGGGAGGAUUAUACUGUAUUUCAGAAUAAGUGUAGAGAAGACAUUUCAGAAAUAGAAAAGCAGAGAAAAGAAAUUAACCAGAAGUUUAGAAGACUGACAGAGAGCACCUCCAAGAAUCCUUCUGAACUAAGGCUGAGCGCAGAUAUGUUAAUGCAUGAACUGGAAUUCGCAACAUGGGACAAGAAACCAUCCAGUAGUGGAAGAAAAGCAACCUCUCAAAUCAAGCAGGAUCCAAUCCAGCUUCAUGUGAAAUCAAUGGAAAGAUUCCCCUUGCCUUCAUAG
Molecule: messenger RNA, 1698 nt
Organism: Emys orbicularis (European pond turtle)
Lineage: Eukaryota; Metazoa; Chordata; Testudines; Emydidae
Gene: FAM227B
Product: family with sequence similarity 227 member B
Exons: 17
Coding region: 1-1698 (565 amino acids)
Source: RefSeq, a predicted model, not a curated record